AUGUCAACCUUCUUCAGGAUGCUGUGUAACAAUUUGCGAUCUAAAUUUUCGGUCUCUGUGACCGGGCCAUCUCCUGAAGGCAGCCUACUUACUGUCAGACCAGAGAUCACCGUUAAUCGAAGACACCAUUCUGAGGACUCUAAAACACAGAGGAAGAAGGGAAAGACACCAGCAGGUAAACUGGAUGACAAAGUGGAAACAGCCACUCAGGAAUAUAUCCAUCCUAACCAAGAGAAGGAACCGUUAGAAAGAUUUCCUAAUGACGUUAACCCGAAAACUGGUGAAAUCGGUGGCCCUAGAGGUCCCGAACCAACGCGAUAUGGAGACUGGGAGAGAAAGGGCAGAGUGACAGACUUUUGA
This is a messenger RNA of Liolophura sinensis, 360 nucleotides long. RefSeq names its product succinate dehydrogenase assembly factor 4, mitochondrial-like. The transcript has 2 exons. Gene Ontology annotation, biological process: mitochondrial respiratory chain complex II assembly. Gene Ontology annotation, cellular component: mitochondrion. NCBI's taxonomy places the organism in Eukaryota, Metazoa, Mollusca, Polyplacophora, Chitonida, Chitonidae. The coding region runs from base 1 to 360 and encodes 119 amino acids. The record is from RefSeq and is a predicted model, not a curated record.